Molecule: messenger RNA, 1270 nt
Organism: Drosophila teissieri
Lineage: Eukaryota; Metazoa; Arthropoda; Insecta; Diptera; Drosophilidae
Product: dual specificity protein phosphatase 3
Exons: 7
Coding region: 380-1087 (235 amino acids)
Biological process (GO): negative regulation of MAPK cascade; protein dephosphorylation
Cellular component (GO): cytoplasm
Molecular function (GO): protein tyrosine/serine/threonine phosphatase activity; MAP kinase phosphatase activity
Source: RefSeq, a predicted model, not a curated record
AAUCAGUCGCAAAAAAGUGCCCGUCGCCAGAACGCUGAAAAAACAGCAAACAAUUGAGAUAAAUAAAUAGAUUCCGAGAUAGAAACAGUGACAGAGUGACACAAAGCAGCCAAAAGCGAGAGCUGCCACAAAAAUCGAAGUGUUUAGGGGAAAACUAUCAAGGAUAUCGCCGAGAGGAUAACGACAGCGCUGCCCCGCAAACGUGCGACCCCCUCCAUCAGUCCAUCAAUCCAUCAGUCCAUCCAGCCAACUAUCCCCAUCCACACAAUCCAGAUAUCCGCGCAUCCAGGAGCGAAUCCAGGAGUGACGACAGCAGCAGGGGCAGGACUCACACACAAGCGAAACAACACAACAAACCCAAAACACACACUCCACAAAGAUGUCAUGGAGAUAUGCGCUUCUCACAGACAGAUACAGCAGCAGUAUCGGCGAUAGAUAUAGUCCCCACUAUUAUCAGUCGCCCAGCCGCCUGGAGACCUCCGAACAGACCACAGGACGCCAGCUGCAGCGAGUCCUGCACUACUCGAUGGCUCCUAGCCGGGCACUUCCAGGAUUAAGGCGCGCCGAGUGCGCCAUCCACGACGUUGACUGUGAUGAGGUCUAUCCGGGCAUCUACAUUGGUGAUGCCGCGGCGGCCAAGAACAAGACGUAUCUGAGAUUGAUGGGCAUCACCCACGUGCUGAACGCGGCCGAGGGAUGUCGGUAUGGCCAGGUGGACACUGGACACAGUUACUACCGGGAUAUGCCCAGCAUCAGACGCAGCCAUAAGGAUUGUGUUUUUAGGUACAUGGGCUUCCCCAUGGUCGACGCCCCAACGACAGACAUCUCGCGCUACUUCUACGUGGCCUCCAAGUUCAUCGACAGCGCCAUCAGCAGCGGCGGCAAGAUCCUGGUGCACUGCCUGGUGGGCAUGUCGCGAUCGGCCACCUGUGUGCUGGCCUACCUGAUGAUCUGCCGGAAGAUGUCGGCGGUGGACGCGAUACGCACGGUGCGGAUGAGGCGCGAUAUCCGGCCGAAUGACGGAUUCCUGCAGCAGCUGGCCGACUUGGACAUGGAGCUCAAGCGCAAGAACCUGUAUCCCUACUAGUUGCAUUCUUCGAGGGACUUGACGGCGAUGGCCUAGGAGACAACCAAAGAUCCAGGGAGAGGAACCGGGGGGGUAAUGGCUUCGCUCUUGAGUGGAUCCUGCAACUAACCAAAAGAAACAAGAAAAAAGAAACAAGAGAAAAGAAAAAAGAUUAUAAUUAUGAAAUGAAAUGAAAAUUGAAAA